AUGGCUAAGCUCAUUAUCCUCUCUCUUUCACUUUGCUUGCUACUCUUGGCUAGUUCUUGCUUAGGUAGCUUUGAGAGGUUCAACGAGUGCCAGCUGGAUAAUAUCAAUGCAUUGAAACCUGAUAAUCGCGUUGAGACUGAGGGUGGAGUGAUUGAGACUUGGAACUCCAAACAUCCUGAGCUACGUUGCGUUGGUGUUUCUUUUGCCAAACGCAUUCUCUUUCCCAAUGGCCUUCACUUGGCGUCUUACUCGCCUUAUCCCCAGAUGAUGAUGAUCAUUCAGGGGAAGGGAGCAGUGGGAUUUGCAUUUCCUGGAUGUGGUGAGACAUUUGAGGAGCCGCAAGCAGAAUCUAAAGGAAGUCCACAUUCACAACAACCACAGGAUAGCCACCAGAAGAUCCGUCAUUUCAAGGAAGGUGACAUAGUGUUGAUUCCUACUGGAGUUCCUUACUGGACCUAUAACUAUGGCGAUGAACCACUUGUUGCCAUUAGUCUUCUUGACACCUCCAACUCACAAAACCAGCUUGAUCAAUCACCCAGAGUAUUUUACAUUGCUGGGAAGCCAGAGAUAGAGCACCCAGAGACCCUAAAACAACAGUAUCAGAGGCAAGGGAAACAGCAAGAGGAAGAAGAAGAAGAAGGUGGCAGCAUACUGAGUGGCUUCAGCAAACACUUAAUAGCACAAGCACUCAACACUGACGAGGAUACAGCAGAACAACUUCAAUCUCCCACUGACGAAAUCAAGCAAAUAGUCAAAGUUAAGGAAGGCCUCAGCAUUAUCAGUCCCAAAUGGCAGCAACAACAGGAGGGAGAAGAGGAGGAGGAAGAAGAGGAGGAAGGAGAAGAAGGGGAAGAAGAAGAACAGAAACAACAACAAGAGAAAAAACAGAAACACCAACAGCGAGGCAGAAAAGAGAAAAAAGAAGAGAAAAAAGAGAAAGAAAAGCAAGGACAGAAGGAGCAAGAACACAAGGAGAGAAGAAGAAGAGCCAGGACAUCACAAGACAAGAGAAUGGAGGAAGAGGCAAACACAUCCCAAACAAGAAGAAGGAGAAACACAAGAGGAAGUAGAAGAAGAGAAAAAGAAGAAUGGGACUUAAAACCCAAAGGAAAGGGACAUGGAAAUGGGAUAGACGAAACAUGGUGCACAUUGAAGCUUCAUGAGAACAUUGCAAGCCCUUCACGCGCUGACUUCUAUAACCCUAAAGCUGGUCGCAUUAGCACUAUCAACAGCCUCACACUUCCUUCCCUUCGCUUCUUUGGACUCAGCGCCCAAUAUGUUGUCCUCUACAAGAAUGGUAUAUAUGCACCACAUUGGACCCUCAAUGCGAACGGUGUGAUGUACGUGACAAGAGGGAGAGGAAAUGUGAGAGUGGUGAAUUGCCAAGGAAACUCAGUGUUCAACGGCGAGCUAAAGAGGGGACAGUUGCUGGUGGUGCCACAGAACUUUGUGGUGGCGGAAGAAGCAAGUGAUGAAGGGUUUGAGUUCGUAGUAUUCAAAACAAACGACAAUGCUGUCACAACCCACUUCAAGGAGGCGUUAAGGGCAUUACCCGCUGAGGUUGUUGCCAAUUCUUUUGGCCUCCGUCAAAGUCAAGUCAGCGAACUCAAGUACAAUGGAAACUGGGGCCCUUUGGUCAACCCACCUUCUCAGCAUAAUCGCAACUUUGUUCACAUCGCAUAA
Messenger RNA from Abrus precatorius (Indian licorice), 1683 nucleotides. RefSeq names its product glycinin G4-like. The record is from RefSeq and is a predicted model, not a curated record. Gene Ontology annotation, molecular function: nutrient reservoir activity. NCBI's taxonomy places the organism in Eukaryota, Viridiplantae, Streptophyta, Magnoliopsida, Fabales, Fabaceae.